CAAGACUACGGUAGUGUUACUCGAAUCCCUUCGACCACCAUCGACCUCCCUCUUACCACCAACUCGGUUAUGAGCAUGCCAGUUGUGCUGGCCGCUGCUCCUCUGUUAUCGCUGCGCUUCUGAGCCUACUCAGUCAUCCCCACGGAGACGGCUCUACUUGAAUAGUCCUCGGCCUCCAAAUGGCGGACCCUUGGAGAAUGAGGUCGACGUUCCGACCAUGUCUGGUUCUAUUGGCGAUGUUGUCAACAAUUCUACAACCUGGCCUCGCCCAGAUCUGUUCUUUCUGGGAUGGCGGAUGUGUUGAUCCCUACGCCCAGACGGCAAUUUCCUUCGAUUUUUCUCCUCUCUUCUUGGACGAUCUUACACUAUAUUAUGCAUACGACGCCAACUCUCGGGGUAAAGGUAACGAACCCAUGACUAAAGCUAGUUUUUGGAUGGGCUAUGCAGCACAUCAUGUCGAUAGCUCAGCCAUCUCCACAAAUCGCACGUUGGAGGUUGGCUUGCGUGUGGGAAACUUGACAGGUACCCCUUCCGGGGGGACGAAUGGAUGCGACGGUGUUUGGGGACCACAAUGCUCGAUGAACCUCAAGGAGACAUUAAAGGAAGCUAUCUAUCAACUCUCCGCCAAGGGAGAAUAUUAUACAUUCCCCCUAGAUACUGUGUUACAUGAAAUGCUUGUCAACCCGCCUGCUCUUCCCAACUGUCCACCGCCUUUCUUCGAUGUCCAGCGAAUUCCAGUUAAGCCGUUCGCCUCGGAGACGGUAAAUGACAAAGUUGCUAUGAUGUCAACUUCUGGCUCUAGCGAUGACCCCUGGAAGACAUGGUAUAUCGACAAUAUGACUGCGAAACAACAAGCAGAUCAAGUGGCCGUUGCCAUCAUCAGCCGAAGCCCGUCAUACGACAGUCCACCCCUGAAGAGCAAAGACGAUGUUCAAAUUGAACUAGUGUGCCUUCAGGCUCCUUCAACCGGGAGUUCGUCAUCGAACCAAGAUUCCACGUAGGGUUCUCGACAUCACGUCUGAAUAUUCCUUUUCAUACUCUAAGGGCCACAAGUUGUAUACUUUGGUGGCCAUACUAAUAGCACCUUGCUGCAUUGCACUCUUCGCUGGCAUGUCUACCCGCGUGACAUGCCUCAUAACAAUUCAUUGUUAAGGA
Messenger RNA from Aspergillus caelatus, 1155 nucleotides. RefSeq lists its product as uncharacterized. The transcript is spliced from 2 exons. NCBI's taxonomy places the organism in Eukaryota, Fungi, Ascomycota, Eurotiomycetes, Eurotiales, Aspergillaceae. The coding region runs from base 180 to 1001 and encodes 273 amino acids. The record is from RefSeq and is a predicted model, not a curated record.